AUGGCAGGGCGACUCAUUGACGCAGGCGUGGACGCCGGGCUCGCUCGCCCAGCGCAUGAGCGAGCACUGGUUGCGCCGCCUCGACGUCCUGAACCGAGGCUACGGUGGCUACAACAGCAAGAUGUGAGCUACUCAGUUCUCUCGCAGCUAACAGACAGGGGUGUUGAGGCUUUCAAGCAGUCGUUUGGCACCGCCGCCGACCGCGCUGCUGGCCGGGCACAGAAGAUCCCUCUCAUGACACUGUGGUACGGUGCGAACGACAGUGUGCUCGAGGGGCGUCCGCAGCACGUAUCAGAGAACGACUACGGCAUGCACCUCUCCGAGAUCAUGACCAUGGUUACCUCUGAGAACUCGGAGUACUACUCGCCCGAGACGAAGAUUAUUCUCAUCGGCGUCACGCCCAUCGUGGAGGAGGACCGACACAAGGGCCAGCUCGCGCGGUGGAAGGAGUUUGGGUCCAAGGGCGAGGCGCCCACGCUCGACCGUAGCCUGCAGCACAGCGAGGAGUACCGCGACACACCCGGCAUGGUCGUCCAUGAAUGUCAUGAGGAGGAUGAGCCUAUCGUCACGCUCGAUGCGUGGGGCGCCAUCGAGCGAGCCGCUGGCGGUCGAGAGCCGGACAAGCUCCGCCCCUUCUUCUAUUGGUCGGAGAUUGACAUGAACAACGUGGAGAAGACGAUGGCGCCCAAGCCCAAGGCCGACGCUGGGUCAAAGCACGCCCGCGAGGAGGAAGACGCUGAUGUCGAGCAGCAGAAGAAGCUGAAGAACUAG
Trichosporon asahii var. asahii CBS 2479 is the source of this 771-nucleotide messenger RNA. RefSeq lists its product as uncharacterized. The transcript has 2 exons. The coding region runs from base 1 to 771 and encodes 256 amino acids. Lineage: Eukaryota; Fungi; Basidiomycota; Tremellomycetes; Trichosporonales; Trichosporonaceae. The record is from RefSeq and is a predicted model, not a curated record.